AUGCUGGUCAUCACAGUUCUUCUGGCUGUCUUUGGCCUUGUCAGAUGUCAAGAUUUACCAACAUUUGACCUGUUGGAAGAGUUUCGCCUGUCUAAAUCCAGAGGGGUGAGAAGGGUUGAUGGAUCUAGCCCCGAAGCGGUGGCGUACCGCAUUAACCCCUCCCUCCAUCUCAAGAAGAGCACAAGUGAUGUCUACCCAGAUGGUCUACCUUCAGACUACUCUGUUAUUGCCAUCUUUAAAGUGAGCAAGGAUACAGCCAAAACAUCCUGGAAUCUUUGGCAAGUCAGUGACCCCAAAGGCCAGGACCAGGUGGGCCUGCGUUUUCAGGGCGACUCUCAAACUCUGGACUUCUUCUACACCAGACCAGAAGGCACGCAGAUGCUGCGGACAUUUCAGAGUGUGGAGAAACUGUUUGACGGCGAGUGGCACAAGUUGGCAUUGAGCGUGAAGGGAGAGCAGGUGAAGCUCAUGGUGGACUGUGAGGAGGUCAGCGUGGAGCCACUGGAUGAGCCACGGCCAGUGAUCCAAAAAGGUUUCACCUCCAUUGUAAAGAGGGCAGUGGGUAACCGCUCAGUCUCUGUGGACCUGCAACGGAUGGAGGUCUCCUGUGAUGCUGACCAGGCAUACUCUGAAGGAUGCUGUGAACUCUCUAAUGUGUGUGGAGGAUAUGCUGAGAUUGGUUUAACAGCAGGGAAAGAAAGAGCCACCUGUAAAUGUGUACAUGGACUGCCUGGUGUUCAGGGUCGCCAAGGACCCAAGGGUCACAGAGGCCUGCCAGGGCACACGGGGGAUCCAGGCAGACUGGGUAACUGGGGGAUACGAGGGGAAACUGGAGAUUAUGGACAUGAAGGGGAACCUGGACCUACGGGGGAGGAAGGUAUCAAAGGAGAAAAGGGCAUGAGAGGACUUCGAGGCCAGGAGGGUGACAGAGGACCUAAAGGCCUGAAAGGAUUAAACGGCGCCACAGGCCAUAAGGGAGUGCGAGGGACUCCUGGAGAUAGGGGUGAAACAGGCCAGGAGGGUGAAGCCGGUGCAUCAGGAGAGCAGGGUUACGAGGGCAUUGCUGGAUAUCAGGGAGUGAAGGGAAAUGAAGGCUUAACCGGAGCAGAAGGAGCUCGAGGAUCACCGGGUCGCCAGGGGGUUGUGGGAGAUCCCGGUGAGCGAGGAACAGCUGGAGAAAAAGGAAAGCCAGGUACUCUAGGGCCAAAAGGGAGAGUUGGUGGAAUGGGGGAGAAGGGCAUUGUUGGAGAUCCAGGUUGGUCAGGGCGAGACGGAGAUCCCGGCAUUGAGGCUUAUCAAGGACCACAGGGACCUGAGGGCAGACUAGGACAAGAUGGCCAAAGGGGUGAAAAAGGUGAACAGGGCCCUCCGGGUAACAUGGGCCCUCCUGGACCUACGGGUUCACAAGGUCACAAGGGCUCUGCUGCAAAGCCAGGAAGACCAGGAUUUAUUGGGCCCCCUGGACCAACAGGGCACGUGGGAAUACCUGGCAGACCUGGGCCUAAGGGCGACACUGGCAUUCAAGGGCUCCCAGGAAGCAAAGGACAUAAGGGUAAUAAGGGGGUCAAAGGACCCAAAGGCAGGGCUGGAGAUGGGGGUAUGCUAGGGCAAAAGGGAAGAAGAGGAAAGCGAGGCCCGGCUGGAGAGCAUGGUAGAAAGGGUCGUGUUGGGUCUAAGGGUGUGAUAGGUGACAGCGGUCCAUUGGGCUUUCAGGGACCACCAGGACCACCUGGCCCUACUUUUCCUGCUCAACAUGUUAUCGAGGUGUGCAAGCGGGUGGUCCUGGAGCAGAUGUCCACAUUUGCCAACUCUGUCAGAAGGACGUGUGCAGCCGUGUGCCCGCUUUAUGGAGAUGUGCCCAUGGGCCCCCCAGGUCCCCCAGGAGCAAAGGGACCACCAGGAUCUCCAGGUGCGGCAGCCACUGAUGGUCUUAAAGGAGAAAUUGGGCAGCAAGGAUUCUAUGGCGAGCCAGGUGACCAGGGCAGAUCGGGCUCACCAGGUGACCUGGGAGAGCCAGGGGACAAGGGAGCUAAAGGCUACGGCCUUCCUGGCCACAUUGGAGACCAGGGACCAAUGGGUCAGCGCGGGAGACCUGGCCAGGCAUUUGAUGGACAGCCAGGUCGGAUGGGUGAGAGAGGCCUAGUCGGUCAACCUGGUUUUAGGGGAUACCCUGGACUACUUGGGGUUCCUGGAGCCUGUUUGACCUCUGGAUGUGCUUUACUUAAUGCAACUGCUAAUGGACCACCUCAACAGUUAAAUGAAGCGAUAACUCAACGUGCUCCUCAGCGGGUACCUCAACGGGCUACUACGAGGUUUAGGGGACGACAAUGAUGAAAUCUUUUAAGCUCACACAGUGAAACUGGAAUCAAUAUGGAUAAGACAAAAAAGCCAAUGAAAUGUAAAAAUAAUUAAUGUAAAUAUAAAACUGAAAUUGUACUUCAGAAAACUGAGACACUGAAUCAACAUUGUUAGCUUCACAAAAUUUUUAUUAUUGACCAACUUAAACCACAAUUUAAAGAAAGAAAAUCUGCAUCUAUUCAAAUAGUUAUAACUGUAAUGUGGUUUGCAAAUUGCU
Messenger RNA from Triplophysa dalaica, 2575 nucleotides. RefSeq names its product collagen alpha-1(IX) chain. The transcript is spliced from 26 exons. Lineage: Eukaryota; Metazoa; Chordata; Actinopteri; Cypriniformes; Nemacheilidae. Bases 1 to 2331 code for a protein of 776 amino acids. The record is from RefSeq and is a predicted model, not a curated record.